This is a messenger RNA of Verticillium dahliae VdLs.17, 5040 nucleotides long. RefSeq names its product clathrin heavy chain. Gene Ontology annotation, biological process: receptor-mediated endocytosis; Golgi to endosome transport; intracellular protein transport. The coding region runs from base 1 to 5040 and encodes 1679 amino acids. Gene Ontology annotation, molecular function: structural molecule activity; clathrin light chain binding. Gene Ontology annotation, cellular component: clathrin complex; clathrin coat of coated pit; actin cortical patch. The transcript has 4 exons. Lineage: Eukaryota; Fungi; Ascomycota; Sordariomycetes; Glomerellales; Plectosphaerellaceae. The record is from RefSeq and is a predicted model, not a curated record.
AUGGCGGCCCUUCCGAUCAGGUUCGAGGAGCUCGUUCAGCUCAAGAGCGUCGGCGUGGAGGACUCGUCCAUCACUUUCAACUCCUGCACACUCGAAUCAGAUGCCUAUGUUUGUAUCCGAGAACAGAAGGGUGACGCCUCGCCCGAGGUCGUCAUCGUUGACCUCAAGAAUGGCAACAAUGUCACCCGCCGCCCCAUCAAGGCCGACAGCGCCAUCAUGCACUGGUCACGACAAGUCAUCGCCCUGAAAGCGCAAUCCAGAACUCUCCAGAUCUUCGAUCUCGAGCAGAAGCAGAAGCUCAAAUCGGCCACGAUGAACGAGGACGUCCAGUAUUGGAAGUGGGUCACCGAGACCACGCUCGGCCUUGUCACCGAGUCGUCAGUGUUCCACUGGGACGUUUACGACCCGAGCCAGGCCGCCCCCGUCAAGAUCUUCGAGCGCAAUGCCAACCUCAGUGGAUGCCAAAUCAUCAAUUACCGCACAAAUGUCGACAACAAGUGGAUGGUCGUCGUCGGUAUCGCCCAGCGCGAGGGACGCAUCGUCGGUGCCAUGCAGCUCUACUCCAAAGACCGUGGUAUCAGCCAAGCCAUCGAGGGUCACGCUGCUGCCUUCGGCACCAUCCGGUUGGAGGGUGCCCCAGCAGAUACAAAGCUCUUCACAUUCUCCGUCAGGACGGCAACCGGCGCGAAGCUUCACGUUGUCGAAGUUGACCACGCCGAGUCGAACCCUGUCUUCCAGAAGAAGGCGGUCGAUGUUUACUUCCCACCUGAGGCGACCAACGAUUUCCCCGUCGCGAUGCAGGUCUCGCAGAAAUACGGCGUCAUUUUCAUGGUUACCAAGUACGGCUUCAUCCACGUCUACGAUCUCGAGAGCGGCUCUUGCAUCUUCAUGAACCGUAUUUCAAGCGAUACCAUCUUCACUACCUGCCCUGACAGGGACUCCUCCGGCAUCGUCGGGAUCAACCGCAAGGGUCAGGUACUCUUCGUGACGAUUGACGACAGCAACAUCAUCUCGUAUCUUCUCCAAAACCCUGCCAACACGGAAAUGGCGAUCAAGAUGGCCUCGCGUGCUGGUCUGCCCGGUGCCGAUGACCUCUACAAGCGCCAGUUCGAGCAGCUUUUCAACAACGGUAGCUACAUGGAAGCCGCCAAGGUCGCUGCCAACUCGCCCCGCGGCUUUCUUCGAUCCGCCGAGACCAUCGAAAAGUUCAAGCGCCUCCCCCAGCAGCCUGGUUCGAUGUCCUUCAUUCUACAAUACUUUGGCAUGCUCCUCGACAAGGGCGCCCUCAAUGAGCACGAAACUCUUGAGCUGGCGCAGCCCGUGCUUGCCCAGAACAGGAUGAACCUGCUGGAGAAGUGGAUGAAGGAGGGCAAGCUGCACAGCUCCGAGCGCCUCGGUGAUCUCAUCCGCCCCCACGAUAUCAACACGGCUUUGGCGGUGUACCUGAAGGCCAACGUACCCCAAAAGGUUGUCGCUGGCUUCGCCGAAACGGGCCAGUUCGACAAGAUUCUGCCGUACUCGCAACAGGCUGGCUACUCACCAGACUACGUGCAGCUGCUGCAGCACAUUGUUCGCAUCAACCCCGAGAAGGGCGCCGAGUUUGCCACCUCUCUCGCCAACCACGAGGGCGGCUCGCUUGUAGAUAUUGCGCGGGUGGUGGACAUCUUCCAGUCCCAGGGCAUGAUCCAGCAAGCUACUGCCUUCCUCUUGGAUGCUUUGAAGGAGAACAGCCCGGAGCAGGGCCAGCUGCAGACUCGCCUUCUUGAGAUGAACCUGAUGAACGCCCCUCAAGUCGCCGAUGCCAUUCUUGGUAAUGAGAUGUUCUCCCACUUCGACAAGCCGCGCAUCGCCUCCCUCUGUGAGCAGGCCGGCCUUUCGCAGAAGGCUUUGGAACUCUACGAAGACCCCGAAGCCAUCAAGCGCGUCGUUGUCAACAUCGCGGGCACACCCAACUUCAAUCAGGAUUGGCUGAAUGGCUUCUUCGGCAAGCUCUCUGUGGAACAGUCGCUCGACUGCCUUGAUGCCAUGAUGAAGCACAACAUUCGCCAGAACCUGCAGUCCGUAGUGACGAUUGCCACCAAAUACAGCGACCUCCUGGGACCUGUUCAACUGGUCGAUCUCUUUGAGAAGUACAAGACGGCCGAGGGUCUCUUCUACUACCUUGGUAGCGUUGUCAACCUCUCUGAGGAGCCUGAUGUUAUCUUCAAGUACAUUGAGUCUGCCACCAAGAUGGGCCAGUUCAAUGAGGUCGAGCGCAUUUGCCGCGAUAACAACUUUUACAACGCCGAGAAGGUCAAGAACUUCCUCAAGGAGGCCAAGCUUCAGGAGCAGCUGCCUCUUAUCAUCGUCUGCGAUCGUUUCAACUUUGUCCACGAUCUCGUUCUCUACCUGUACCAGAACCAGCAGUUCCAGUCCAUCGAGACGUAUGUCCAGCGUGUCAAUCCUUCGAGGACCCCUGCCGUCAUCGGUGGCCUCCUCGACGUUGACUGCGACGAGGGUAUUAUCAAGAACCUGCUGUCAACCGUCAACCCGCAGUCGAUUCCCAUCGACGACUUGGUGCAGGAGGUCGAGUCGCGCAACCGCCUCAAGCUUCUCCUGCCCUUCCUCGAGCAGAUGCUCUCUGCCGGUAUGGAGCAGCAAGCCGUUUACAACGCGCUGGCCAAGAUCUACAUUGACUCCAACAACAACCCCGAGAAGUUCCUCAAGGAGAACGACAAGUAUGAUUCCCUGAGCGUCGGCAAGUACUGUGAGAAACGCGACCCCAACCUCGCCUACAUUGCCUACUCCAAGGGUCAGAACGACCUUGAGCUCGUCAACAUCACCAAUGAGAACUCCAUGUACCGUGCUCAGGCCCGCUACCUGUUGGAGAGGUCUGACCGUGAGCUUUGGGACUUUGUCCUCAGCGAGAACAACAUUCACCGCCGCUCCGUGAUUGACCAGGUUACCUCGACGGCUGUACCCGAAUCAACGGAUCCCAGCAAGGUUUCUGUGGCUGUUGCCGCCCUGCUUGGCAAUGAUCUCCCCCUUGAGCUCAUCGAGCUUCUUGAGAAGAUUGUUCUCGAGCCUUCCCCCUUCAGCGACAACCAGAACCUGCAGAACCUUCUUCUGUUCACGGCUGCCAAGGCCGACAAGAGCAAGGUCAUGGACUACAUUCACAAGCUGGAUGGUUACAGCGCACCCGACAUCGCCAAUGCCUGUAUUGAGGUCGGUUUGCAUGAGGAGGCCUUCGAGAUCUACAAGAAGACUGGCGAUAAGGGGUCGGCUGUCAAUGUUCUCGUUGAUCACGUCGUGAGCAUCGACCGGGCUCAGGCCUUUGCCGAGGAAGUUGACCAGCCAGAGGUCUGGUCUAAGGUUGCCAAAGCUCAGCUUGACGGUGUUCGUGUCAGCGAUGCGAUUGAGUCGUACAUCAAGGCCGAUGAUCCCAGGAACUACGAGGAGGUUAUUGAGACUGCUGUGCACGCUGGAAAGAACGAGGACCUUGUUAAGUACCUCCGCAUGGCGCGCAAGACCCUGCGUGAGCCUCCUAUUGAUACGGCCCUUGCCUUCUGCUACGCUCGCUUGGAUCAGCUUAGCGAGCUGGAGGACUUCCUCCGCGGCACUAAUGUGGCCAAUAUUGAGGAAUCUGGAGAUAAGGCCUACGAAGAGGGUUUCUUCGAGGCUGCCAAGAUCUUCUUCACCAGCAUCUCGAACUGGGCCAAGCUCGCCACCACGCUGGUCCACCUUGGCGACUACCAGGCCGCUGUUGAGUGCGCCCGCAAGGCCAACAACAUUAAGGUCUGGAAACAGGUGCACGAGGCCUGCGUGGAGAAGAAGGAGUUCCGUCUUGCACAGAUCUGCGGUCUCAACCUGAUUGUCGAUGCCGAGCAGCUCACAACACUCGUCAAGCAGUACGAGCGUAACGGUUACUUUGAUGAGCUUAUCAGCUUGUUGGAGCAGGGCCUUGGCCUCGAGCGCGCUCAUAUGGGUAUGUUCACCGAGCUCGGCAUUGCGCUGUCCCGCUACCACCCUGAGCGCCUCAUGGAGCACCUCAAGCUCUUCUGGAGCCGCGUCAACAUGCCCAAGUUGAUCCGCGCAUGCGAGGAGGCUACCCUCUGGCCCGAGCUCGUCUUCUGCUACUACCACUACGAUGAGUACGACAACGCGGCACUUGCUGUUAUUGAGAGGCCCGAGAACUCGUGGGAACACCACCAGUUCAAGGAGAUCAUCGUCAAGGUAGCCAACUUGGAGAUCUACUACCGCGCCAUCAAGUUCUACAUUGAGCAGCACCCGUCGCUUCUCACCGAUCUCCUCCAGGUUCUCACUCCUCGUAUUGAUGUCAACCGUGUUGUCAAGCUGUUCGAGAAGAACGACGACCUGCCUCUGAUCAAGCCUUUCCUCCUCAAUGUCCAGACCCAGAACAAGCGUACCGUCAACAACGCCAUCAACGACCUGUUGAUCGAGGAGGAGGACUACAAGACUCUCCGCGAUUCUGUUGAGAACUACGACAACUACGAUCCUGUCGAUCUUGCCGCCCGCCUCGAGAAGCACGACUUGAUCUUUUUCCGCCAGAUUGCUGCUAACAUCUACCGCAAGAACAAGAGGUGGGAGAAGUCGAUCGCGCUGUCCAAGCAAGACAAGCUGUACAAGGACGCCAUUGAGACGGCCGCCAUUUCUAGCAAGACCGACAUUGUGGAGGAUCUGCUGCGUUACUUCGUCGACAUUGGUAGCCGCGAGUGCUACGUCGGCAUGCUGUACUCUUGCUACGACCUCAUCCGCCCUGACCUCGUGCUUGAGAUCUCUUGGCGCCACGGCCUCAACGACUUCACCAUGCCGUACAUGAUCAACAUGCUGUGCCAGCAGACCAAGGAGCUGGCAACGCUGAAGGCGGACAACGAGGCCCGCAAGGCCAAGGACAAGGAGCAGGAGAAGGACGACACGAACACGCCCAUUCUCGGCGGCAACCGCCUUAUGAUUACUGCCGGUCCCGGCGGCAGCCAGUCGCCCGCGCCUUACGGCCAGACCAAUGGCUUCGCCCCUCAGGCGACUGGCUACGGCUUCUAG